AUGGAUCUCACAACCAUGGAAAACUCUUUUCAAUUCCAGCUGCUAGGCGAGUUGACUAACGACGCUAGUCUUUCCGUCUCUGAUGUAUUGGCGAGAUUCAUUAAAUAUGAGUUAGAGAAGACGACAUUUUAUACUGACGAAGACCAUCUCUGGGCUUGGGAAACUUGUUAUUGUCUCUUGCAGGUAGCCAAGCGGACAUCGUCGACAGAGAAGCUUGACAAGCUUGUCGCGUUUGUUGUGGAGCUGCAAAAAGUCAAAGCCUAUAAUCCCACCACAGGAAAGCAAGCCAAGAAUUCGGAAUGGUACAUCUGGAGCGACCUGCCCCAGUUUGCAUGGGCUGGUGGUGAUGAACUCGAGUUUGGUAAGUAUCUACUAUGA
[Torrubiella] hemipterigena is the source of this 378-nucleotide messenger RNA. Lineage: Eukaryota; Fungi; Ascomycota; Sordariomycetes; Hypocreales; Clavicipitaceae. The record is from the annotation of a GenBank genome assembly.